Caenorhabditis auriculariae is the source of this 997-nucleotide messenger RNA. The record is from the annotation of a GenBank genome assembly. Lineage: Eukaryota; Metazoa; Nematoda; Chromadorea; Rhabditida; Rhabditidae.
AUGAGCAACAGGUCCAGGAAGGCUUCUGAUCCGGAAAAACCCGGAAAAAAAUCCCAAGAAAAAAAGACCCGAAACCAUGAACGAGAGAUUUUUUUCGGGGAUCCGGGCCCGGGCCGCGGGAUCCGUGAGAUUUUGGUCUUGGAAAGAAUUCAGAAAGAUGAGCGACAGGUCCAGGAAAGGCUUCUGAUCCGGAAAAACCCGGAAAAAAAUCCCAAGAAAAAAAGACCCGAAACCAUGAACGAGAGAUUUUUCGGGGAUCCGGGCCCGGGCCGCAGGGAUCCGUGAGAUUUUGGUCUCGGAAAGAAUUCAGAAAGAUGAGCAACAGGUCCAGGAAGGCUUCUGAUCCGGAAAACCCGGAAAAAAAUCCCAAGAAAAAAAGACCCGAAACCAUGAACGAGAGAUUUUUCGGGGAUCCGGGCCCGGGCCGCAGGGAUCCGUGAGAUUUUGGUCUCGGAAAGAAUUCAGAAAGAUGAGCAACAGGUCCAGGAAGGCUUCUGAUCCGGAAAAACCCGGAAAAAUCCCAAGAAAAAGACCCGAAACCAUGAACGAGAGAUUUUUCGGGGAUCCGGGCCCGGGCCGCGGGAUCCGUGAGAUUUUGGUCUUGGAAAGAAUUCAGAAAGAUGAGCGACAGGUCCAGGAAGGCUUCUGAUCCGGAAAACCCGGAAAAAUCCCAAGAAAAAAAGACCCGAAACCAUGAACGAGAGAUUUUUCGGGGAUCCGGGCCCGGGCCGCGGGAUCCGUGAGAUUUUGGUCUCGGAAAGAAUUCAGAAAGAUGAGCGACAGGUCCAGGAAGGCUUCUGAUCCGGAAAACCCGGAAAAAUCCCAAGAAAAAGACCCGAAACCAUGAACGAGAGAUUUUUCGGGGAUCCGGGCCCGGGCCGCGGGAUCCGUGAGAUUUUGGUCUUGGAAAGAAUUCAGAAAGAUGAGCGACAGGUCCAGGAAGGCUUCUGAUCCGGAAAACCCGGAAAAAUCCCAAGAAAAAGACCCGAAACCAUGA